This is a messenger RNA of Entrophospora sp. SA101, 1096 nucleotides long. NCBI's taxonomy places the organism in Eukaryota, Fungi, Glomeromycota, Glomeromycetes, Entrophosporales, Entrophosporaceae. The record is from the annotation of a GenBank genome assembly.
AUGACUAGGGAGCACAAUAAACAAUGCACAAAUGCACUCAAAGUAUUAAAACGUCACCCAUCUGCUGUACCUUUCCUAAAACCUGUAGAUCCAAUCAAGCUUAAUAUUCCUGAUUAUCCUGUUAUCGUAAAAACACCAAUGGACUUUAGCACAGUCGAAAAAAAGCUUAACAAUUAUGAAUAUAAAUGUGCUCAUGAUUUUGAAAAAGACAAACCAGCUCCUAAACCUGUUGCAGAAUCUUCUACUAAACCAAUAAGCAAACAAAACCUCAAACCUACUACGGAAGCUUCAUCUUCAUCCAUUGUAAAAACCGAAAAUUCUGAAACAAAUAGACCAAAAAGAAAGAUCAAAUUCCCUAAUAAAGAACUUCCUCAAAUCACUCAACCAUCUCGUCGUAAAAGAACAAAGAAAAACAUUGACCUCAAAUUCUGUCGUUUAGUGUACCAGGAAUUGAAAAAGCGGCAGCACUUUACAUAUGCUUAUCCAUUUUAUGAGCCUGUCAAUACUGAGAAAUUGGGUGUUCCUGAAUAUUAUAAUGUAAUCAAAAACCCCAUGGAUCUUUCCAAGGUUCAUAGUAGAUUAGAAAGUGAAGAUUACGCAUCUGCAGAAGAUAGAUUAGAAAGUGAAGAUUACGCAUCUGCAGAAGAGUUUGAAGCAGACAUACGAUUGAUGUUUGACAACUGUUAUAAAUUCAACGCCCCUGGUACUGAUGUAUAUAACAUGGGUAAACAACUAGAAAAUGUUUUUGAUAAAAAAUGGGCAGAAAGACCAAUCCCACAACCUCAUUCAGCUGCUCGUGAAAAAUUCAAGGAGGAAGAAGAAUCUGCUUCAGACAAAGAAAGUGAACAAGCUAAACACUUGAAGGCUUUACAGAAACACCUUGCUGCUUUAUCGUCUCAACUCAAUCAAUAUAGAAAAUCAGGAAAGGCCAAAACCAAAAAACCUGCCACCAAAAAAACUGCCAAAAAGGCUACUAAAUCAAAAUUAAAGUCUGAUGCUGAUACAUCAACCGAUUCAAUACCAAAAGCAAAACGUCGACGAACUUCAAAAGACGACAUUGACGCUUUUGUUAACGAGAAUGAUGACAAAGAACUUA